UCUGCGAUCACAUUGUCAACUUUUGUUUUUUAGUAUACAGUGUACUACUUAAAAACAAAAUUAUUACUCGCUAUUGAUCAUGAAGUCAGAAGACAAUUUUCUGAAAGAUGAUAGAGAUUUCAGCGACGAUGACCUGUAUAUAAGUGGAGAUGAUCUGCCUAUACCAGGAGAUCAUGCCGAAGAUGAUGAUGUUGAUGGUGAUGAUGACGACGACGACGACGACUUCAACAGUGAAAGCUCGUCUUCUAGCUCCUACGAUUCUGAUGAAGGUAAUGCACAGGCUAGUAGAAGCCGUCGUUCCAACAAUGCAGCUGGUACAUCAGGACAGAAUGAAGAUCAAAAUUUAGAUGAAGAAGAUGAAGUGGUACAAGCCAUCUUAAAGUCAAAGGAUCUUCAUAGAGAUCAUCCUCCAGAAAUCGAAGUCGAAGAUACUGUUGCUGAUAUUUGUUUUCAUCCACGUAAUAAUAUCAUUGCUCUAGCUUCUCUCACUGGAGAUGUAUUAAUAUAUAAAUAUAAUAUUGAAGAAAAUCAACUUUUGUCAACUCUAGAGCUGCAUGAUAAGGCUUGCAGAAAAGUAAAUUUUAAUGAAGAUGGAACUAUUCUGUAUUCUGCUGGCAAAGAUUGCAAUAUAAUGUUGAGCGAUGUUGGAACCCAAAAAUUAGUUAGAUUUUAUGAAAAUGCACAUGAUAAUCCAAUUUAUUCAAUGACUGUGUUGGAUAAUAAUUGUUUUGCUACCGGAGAUGAUGAGGGAACUGUAAGAUUGUGGGAUCUUAGGCAAAGAGACGAUAAACCCAUUUUUUCAUUGAAAGAAAUGGAAGACUACGUGAGUGCUAUGAUAACAGAUGCAGAAAAAAAGUUUUUGGUUUGCACCAGCGGUGAUGGUACACUCACCACCUUAAACAUUAGGGCCAAAAAAAUGCACGUUAGAACUGAAGAUUAUCCACAAGAAUUGACAUGUCUCGGAUUAUUCAAACAUGGAAGAAAAAUAUUAGUUGGUGGAAACAAAGGCAACCUAUUUCUUUUCAAUUGGGGUGAAUUUGGACUCCACACGGAUGAAAUACCAAGUCUGACAAAACAAGCUAUAAACUGUAUGAUACCCAUAACCGAAAAUGUAGUAGUCACUGGUGGUGAAGAUAAAAUAUUAAGAGCUACAAGCAUAUUCCCCAAUCGUCAACUUGGCGUUGUUGGUCAACACAAUUUGUCUGUGGAGUGUCUUGACAUUUGUAAUGAUGGUUCUUUAAUCGCCUCAUAUGCAUAUGAUAACUCCAUCAAGUUUUGGAACAUUAGUUAUUUUGAAACUUUAAAUGUCAAUAAACCCAUUGUCAAGGGUGGAAAACAAAAGACUUCAAAAUACAAUUUGCCUAGCAGCCAGUUAGAGAAUGCAUCUGAUUUCUUUGCAGAUCUUUGA
Messenger RNA from Copidosoma floridanum, 1408 nucleotides. RefSeq names its product WD repeat-containing protein 55 homolog. The record is from RefSeq and is a predicted model, not a curated record. Lineage: Eukaryota; Metazoa; Arthropoda; Insecta; Hymenoptera; Encyrtidae. Gene Ontology annotation, molecular function: protein binding.